UGGCCGGAUGUAUGCAAGUAGGCUUUCUUCAUGUUAAACAGACCAUCAUUCUCAGGGCACCAAAUCCUCAUCUCCUGCCCUUGUCUAGCCACUUCAACAUUCUGAGCGACCAGGUCCAGGCUAGGGAAGAUGUUCACAAGAGCUUGAGGCAGGACUAUCUUAGAGUCAUAAAGAAGAGAGCUAAGCAUAGUCCUCAAAUGGCAAUGAAAUUGUUCUGGGAUGUGUAAGUGCUCCACAAGAGGCUUUCCACUCCAAUUAUCUUGCCAAAAAUUAAUGUUUGUCCCUGAACCAACAAGCCAACCGGAGUUUGCUUUGAAAACAUGAAACCGUUGCUUCACCCCAGUCAAGAUGGAAGAUGACACAUGGUGCUUGAUGUGCCCUCCACCUCUGUGAACUCUAGCCCUCAGAAUUAAGGCCCAUUGAUCCUUUGAAGACGACACCCUUUCUAGACUCUUGGCCCAUUACGGAGCUUCCUCUGUUCGCCUUUGUUCCGGUGGAAGGUUGAGAAAUUGUGCUUUUGUGGAUUUCAAAAAUGACAUGCUGGCAUCUCAAGCACAGCGCCAACUAAAUGGGUUGAAAUUUCUUGGUAAAGUCUUGUCAGCUGAGAAAGCUAGUAAGCCAAUUGCGAAUGAGGAAAAAAGCAGCGGAGCUCAGCUGGGAAAAGACUCUAAUACACCAGUGGUGAAGAAUGAAAAUGUAACUAAACCUAUUGACGGAGACACAAAAUCGGGAGGCCUCCCUAUUCAGGAGCCAAUUGCCCAUAGAGUUGGUGUUGAUUAUCCAUUUCCUCCUCAUCUUGAGUAUGCUUAUCCUCCACCGGAUGGAAAUAUACUGACCAACAUCGUCAAUGCUCUAAUUGCUGUUCCCCGCUUUUACACUCAGGUUCUACACUUGAUGAACAAAAUGAACAUUCCUCCCCCCUUUCGUAUGGCACUACCCACGCCACCAUUACCUCCAGAGGUGCCAGCCCCACCUUUACCUCCUCCUCAUUCUGUAACUGCGAAGCCUCAAUCUGCAGAUAUGUCUAGUGAUGAAUCAGAAAUGGGAUCUUCAGAUGAGGAGGAUGGAGCAAGAGCAAAAAAUUCUGGACGAAAGCGUGCCAGGCGUGGGGCCAUUGUUGGCCCUGCUAUUGAUAAAGAUGUGGCUCAUGAGUCUGUUGGAGUAAAACCUGCCACUUUGAUCCCGAAAGAAAUCCCGAUGAUAAAAAAGAACCCCGUCUUAAAGAUCAAAAUUGCUCCCAAAGCAACCCUGAAUGAACAUAAGGAUAAUGACACAAGUCCAGAGUUACAAGAGCCAGAAAAAGAGACUCUAGAUCCCAACAAGUUUUUGACUCCGGAAGAAUUAGAGAGAGGAAAGUUACCUCCUGAGGAAAUAUUAUCUCUUCCAAUGUUUAAGAACUAUACAGCAGGAAAUCCUGCUUCUGUGUUGUAUAUUAAGAAUUUGGCAAAAGAUGUGAUUGCUGACGAUUUCUAUUUUUUAUUUGGGUCCUUCUUUGGAAGUACCGAGGCUGCUAAGUCUGGUCUUCAAGUCAAAUUGAUGCAGGAAGGAAGGAUGAAGGGUCAAGCUUUUUUAACAUUCCCCUCCACAGAACUGGCUCAUCGAGCUCUGAAUCUAGUGAAUGGACAUGUAUUUAAAGGCAAGCCAAUGAUCAUUCAGUUUGGCCGGAAUCCUACUGUUGCCAAAGGAACUUAAAUCUAUAGACAUAGAAAGGAUGUAUUCAUAUGGUGUUUUAAGAACCAAGUGAUUCUCCAGUGCUCGCUGUUUGAUCACGUGAUAGCUACCAAAUUGUUAAUGAUGCAUUCUUCAUUCAAUGACUGGGAAAGGACUCUGUGAUAGACCUAGACCAUUAGGGCAUCAACGUUCACAAAUAUUCACGUGCAUUCUCCUUGGGUGUAUAGUGAACUUCAGAUUAAAAAAAACCAGUUUGCAUAGGAAUCUAUAAUUCAGAACCAGAUUAUUUGCAAGUGGGGUUGAAUAUGCAGACCAAGCUUAUUUAUUACGAAGGAGAUAUUGCUAUUGCCGAAUGCUGCAUGCAGUCUUUAUUGGCACCCAAAAAAAAAUGAUUCACUUUUAUCAUACAAACAUGCUGAUUCUCUUGAUUGUACAGAAAAUAUAGGGUGGCACUUAGUUCAUUUUCUGAUGCAGCAGUACUUUGUAGGGAACUUGCUACAGCACUUUGUCCGUCCAUUUCAUCGUUUCUUUCUAUAUUUCUUGGAUAUUGCAUUAGGUUUACAUAUUUGUUUAUCAUAGAAUUAGAGACGUUGGACUUGUGUUAUUUACCUCCCUUUUCUGAUAACAUUUUGGUUGUAAUAUAUAGUUUGAUAAA
Molecule: messenger RNA, 2326 nt
Organism: Lathyrus oleraceus (garden pea)
Lineage: Eukaryota; Viridiplantae; Streptophyta; Magnoliopsida; Fabales; Fabaceae
Product: U11/U12 small nuclear ribonucleoprotein 65 kDa protein
Exons: 11
Coding region: 538-1692 (384 amino acids)
Biological process (GO): mRNA splicing, via spliceosome
Cellular component (GO): U12-type spliceosomal complex
Molecular function (GO): pre-mRNA intronic binding; U12 snRNA binding
Source: RefSeq, a predicted model, not a curated record